Messenger RNA from Prorocentrum cordatum, 1707 nucleotides. Lineage: Eukaryota; Dinophyceae; Prorocentrales; Prorocentraceae. The record is from the annotation of a GenBank genome assembly.
AUGCAUCCUCUGCGACCUCUACCAGGAGGUGCUCAUGUGGUUCGUCUGCUUCGUGCUGCUGCCCAGGUCGGUGCCGUAUCGCAUGCGCUCCGGGGUGCGGGGGGGCGCCGCCGACGCCGACACGGACGCGAGCCGCGGGGGGCGCAUGCGUUCGCUCUUGCUGUACAACCUGGUUUGCUUCGCGAGCAGCUGUGGCAUAUUCCUGAUGCUCUCGGCCCGCGACCUGGUGUUCCCCUCCGGCCCCGAGGACGCUUGGAGGUGCCGCGUUUCGGAGAACUUCUUCUGGGCGCGGACGGUCUUCGGCCUGUCGAUGUUCCCCUUCCUGUUCCUGCUGCACCCCAAGAUCGACAAGCUGUUGACCCACACACCCCGACGGGCUUCACGCGCCUCGGCACGCUGCAGCGCUACAGCCCGCGCCUGCGGCCCCGGCGGCGGCAGUGCCAGGAGGGCCCGCGGCAAGGCGCCGCGGAGGGCGGCCUGACGCAGGAGGAGGCGGCGGAGGCGGCGGAGGCAGCGAGCGAGAGGGCGGAUGACCCGGUGGAGGAGCUGAAGAGCGCCAUCCGCUGGUUCCCUGGGGGCUCGCUCGCGCUCCUCGCCGGCGGCGUCGGGCUCCGGGCCGCGGGGGCCGCGGCCAGCGUGGCGGGCGCCGUGGUGUCGGCGGAGGUGAGGAUUGCCAACACGGCGGUGUCCGUGGGCCUGCGGGCCGUGGACGUGGGGGUCUGCGGUGCGCAGCGCGCCGCCAAGACGCCAGUGGGGGAGGCCGCGCUCGCCUGUUCCGAGCGCCUGGUGCGGAGGCUGCCCGGCGGGGGCCACGCCCUCGACACCACCAGGCAGGCACUCGUUGCGGUCGGGUUCCUGGCGGCCGACGCGGAGACGCAGGGCAUCGCGGCUGCCGAGAAGCUCCUGCGCGAGGCCAGCGGGCAGGCCGAGAAUCUGAAGCUGGAGGCCGCCUCCCGCCUGGCGGAGAUGCUGACGCGGGCGAGGAGCCUGUCGGAGCUCGAGGCCACCGAGCUCAUGGACCUCGUGGGGCCCGAGCUCGGUAAGGUGUCGAUCGCGCUGCGGAAGCGUCGGGCUGGAGUCCGCGCGGCCUACCAGCGAGGGUGCGACAGGGCCUUUGCGCUGGGCCAGUCGCUGCUGGCGCUGUCCUGGGACCUGGCCUCACGGCUGCCCGUGGUGGGUGGGACGCUGCUGCGCACCUUCGAGCGCGAGCUGGGGGAGCUGCAGGCGCAGCGGGCUGGGCGGAUGCCCGGCCUCCAGCCGAUGGCCCAGGCGUACUUGCAGCUCGUCUGCUCCUGCGCCAUGCAGGCCGUGCUGGAGCUGCGGGCUGGGCUGGCCGCACCGUCGGGGAUGCCGCACGAGGCCGGGCCGCGGGCCCCCGAGGCGGGCGCCUCGAAGCACGGCCAGGCGUGGCUGCUCCACGGCGGCGCCGGCGACGCCGCGGGCGCAGGUGCAGGCCUCGGCUGCCACGACGACCUCGCGCCCGAGCGGAGCCUCCCGAGCCCUCGGCGCGGCUACGCCCGCUCGCUGUCGCGCACCACAGCCCGGGCAGCGGCCUCGAGGGCUCCCCGUCGCUGCGUCGGCGCGGAGGCUGUCCGGCGGGUUCGCCCGAGAGGACGCGGUAGUGAGCGCGCCCGUUUGCCCGCGGCCUUGCGAUGGCAGUGCCCGUGCAGGGCCGUUGCCCACAGGAGCGGCACAAUGUGGAGCUGA